AGGGAGGAUCGAUGCUGGGCAGGGGGCAGCGGGGUGCCCCGGCAGCCUGGGACAAGCGCCCAGAGCAACUGAGGGGCAGCGGCAGAAGCAACAGCGGGGGUCAUAGCCCUGGUAAGCAGGGCCAGUUGCUGCCUACUGGCUCCUUUCAGAAGAAGAGGUUGGCAAGAAGGCCUGGCUAUAUGAGGACAGACACCAGGCCCCGGAUAGAAUGCCUUUCUGCUGCAGCUCACCCAUCAUUCAACCUGAAGGAGCUGGGCCAAAGCAAAGAUGGAAUGGCUGAGCUGAAGACCUGUACCAUGGCCAGACUGGGAGACUCGGAUUUGAUAAGACAGGGUUUUGGUUCCUCAAUUGGGAAUCCCAUCCUCAAAGGCAGCAGGGUCAUAGGGCAUAGUAUACCGGGAAAUUUCUGGUCUCAGCCAGGAUCAAGUACCAAACUGACCGACAGUGUAACUGAUCUUACUGAUUCCUCUGCCUCUGUUUGUUUGGGAAGUUUUCCACCCCCACAUAGGCCUGAGGUCCCCCUAGACCCUUGGGAGGUGGUUGAGGGCAUCAGAACUCAGGACCCCUCGGUACAGAAGGAAGCAAACAACUCCUGUGACCACGUAGGCUGCCAGCAGACCCCUACAACCCCACCUAGCCCUCAUGAUGUCUUUAACUCAAGUUUUAGUUUCAUACGGCUCUCUCUGCGAUCUGCUGGGGAGCGAGGAGAGGCUGAAGGUUGCCUCCUCACAAAGGAGGUAGAGCGUACCUGUCAAAGUCCCACAGAUGUAAGAACAGAGAAUACCAAUGUGAAUGAAUCUGUCAAGAGGCAGGGCAGUUCAGGAGCCUGUGAGGACCUGAGGCUUGCUUCUCAGCCUUGCGACUGCAGAUCUGCCCAAGGCCCUGUGGGUACACUCCUGGCCAGCAGUACCCAGCCUGAGAAGGAGGUUUUCUCUUUCACGCAUACUGAUGCAGCCAUCUCCUGUUCUCUGGAUUCUUCCUCCAUUGGCUCUUCAGUUACCUCAGGCUACGAGAGCAGCAUCAUGGCAAGUGACCACAGUUGGGACACCCUGGUCAAGAAAUAUGAGCCGGUGCUGAUGGACUGCCUUCUGAGUAACCGGGCCUUGCUGAAGAUAAAAUCCUUGAUGUUGAAGCUUCAGAAACUUCAGGAAAAAGCAGUUGAAGAAGAUAAUUAUGAUAGAGCUUCCAAUGCAGAUGCUGUUGUCAGCUACUGCUGCUCUGGUGGACAGACACAGCAUCCAACUGAAGAAUUAAAACAAAAAUUAGAAAACUUGGAGAAAGAAAAGAGCACCCUAAAAUUUCAGCUUCCUUCAAGGCAUCCAUCCAUUAGCUCAUUUUUGGACCAUUUUGGAGCCCAAGUCCAAUCUGCUCUGCACUGGGCUACACAUGGGGUCAGCAGUGAAGAAACCCAACCCCAGCUUAGAAUGGACACCAACCUCACAGAAUCUGCAGUUCAGGACAGACUCCAGGUUUCUAUCACUAGGAGAGAUUGGCUUCUUCAAGAGAAACAGCAAUUGCAGAAGGAAAUCGAAGGCCUCCAAGCAAGGAUGUCUGUGCUAGAAGCAAAAGAUCAACAAUUAAGACGGGAUAUAGAAGAGCAAGAAAGGUUCAUCCAAUUUCAGGACUGUGAGCUGACUUCCUUGCUGGGCUGUGUGCCCCUGGGAGAACUGCAGGAGGUCAGGAAGGCCUUGGAUGACAUGCUAGCCUUAUCCUAUGAGAUCCCAUUUAGUCUGGAGCUCCCUGGAACUAUGAAGAGCCUCCAAGAGAAGGAACAAUCACUUAGCUUGACCAUUAAAGAAACUACUUCAAAGGUUUGUACAAGUCAGAAACUCUGCAGCUCUCUGAGGAAGAAAGUGAAUGAAAUCGAGACCCAUAUACCAGCCUUGCUUGAAGCCAAAAUGCUUGCUGUUUCAGGGAAUAGUUUCUCUACAGCCAAGGAUCUCACAGAGGAGAUUAGGUCGUUAACAUCUGAGAGAGAAGGGCUGGAGGGCCUGAUCAACAAGCUGCUGGUGCUGAGUGCCAGGAACGUCAGGAAACUGGAGAGAAUUAAAGAAGAUUACAACAGACUGAGACAAGAAAUAGAGCAGGGGGAGACUGCCUAUGAGAACAGUGUUAAGGAACAUACUGUGAAGUACAUGGAAAUACUGGAAGAUAAAUUGCGCAGCUCCAGGAGUCAGCUUCUAGAAAGAGUGUGGGAAGCUGAUUUGGAAGCUUGUCAGCUUUUGAUCCGGGGCUUCCAGCUUCAAGAGGUCAGCAGCUGUGUUUCAGAAGGAGAGGAGAUUCAGAUAGACCGCUUCGAGAUGGCCACCCCUGCUCCUGCCCCUGUCACCUCUCUCCUCCCAAGGCCCACUUCAGAAGACGGACUGAAGCCUUUUUGUCAGCCGGCUGAGGAGUGGCAAGCAACCCUGUACCCCACCAUUCAGGGUGGUGGCUGUGAACAGAAAGAGGAGUCUUACAUUAUUUCUCUAGAACUGAGAGAAAAAUGUGAAGCCAUAAGUGAAAAGUUAUUGUAUUUGGAAGAUCAACUUCAUGCUGCAAUCUAUAGCCAUGAUGAAGGUCUUGUUCAGGCUCUCAAGAGGGAGAUCCAGAUGGUGAAGGAAACUCUGCAGGCCAUGAUUGUGCAGCUUCAGCCAGCAGAGGCUGGAGACUUCCUGUGUGCCAGCUGGUGUCCUGAAAACCCCGGCUGGACAAAUGAUGGGGGAGGUGGGAAAGGAGACGGUUUCACAGUUUCAUAAAUCCCAGUUCCCAGAGGGCUGCUUCAGGUAACUGAGCCCUCUCACACACUAAGCUGGACACACCUCUUUGCAUUCUGCUUAAUGAAUUCUCUCUAAGAACUUACAGAGACUGGAGUCUUAAGGUCAUUCACCAUUGGUAGAGGACUAUACUGAUUCUUAUAGGCUGGCACAGAUCAGGAAAACAGGUUUCCAUGAAGUAUGCAUGGUGACUGGAAUUGGGGAGGCUACAAAUUAAUAGGGUGGCUGGUUUUCCUUUAGAAUGGGAAAUAGAGAUGCCUCAAACCUGUUAUUAACCAUAGUUUCCCUGAUCAGGAUUAAUGAUGUUCAAGUAUUUCCCUUCCACCACCCCCCUCACCUCUCCCUCAGAGAAAGGAAUCCUGACAGACAACUGGUCUCUCCCCCUCCCAUUGCAUUUUCUUGCUUUGUACCAUGCUAAAAAUAUUUUCUCAUAAAAGAGAAAUCGAAACAACAGUCAAUUUUUCCUCACCUGUGCCUGGGCUGCAUUUUCCUGGAGGCACAUUAUAUAAAAGAGAUAAUUAACCUCAGAAUGUUGAGUAGCUUUUCAUCUCAUUUCUUCUGUGACUUACCGAUGACUCACAAGAAUUUAAUACCAUAAACCUAAAAUGUGUUUUUUUCUUUUAAAAUGACAGCAGCCUCUAUUGUGUAAAUGCCUAAUUAUCUUUUACAGAGAUGAUUUCUUGUUUAGCCCUUUUUUUUUCAUGCCUUUGAUUGCUUUUACUACAUUCUAAAAUUCAACUGUAAAGGAUAUAUGCAUUGAAGGGAUUAGAUGAUAUGUGAGUUGACUUUUACAAAAGUCUCAUUUUCUUCCCUGAUCUUUUUCACUGAUUUGUUGGAUAGGAAAUGGAAGUGAAAACCCACACAUAAAUGACACAGUGUUCAAUAACAGCUUUUAGCAUUACAAGUCCAGUGCUCUUCCUUUUGGCAAAAUCAAGAUAGUGUUAAACUCUUGAUAAAGUAUGCAGAAGAGACAUAUCAUACUGACCCAGUUAGGUUAUUCUCAUCCCCAGUCCUCUAACUGAAACAAAAAUGGGACCCCUAAUCAUUGACUGUUUGGCAUAUAGCAAGAAGAAAUUUCAUGCAUUGACUAUGGCUAAAGACCAUAAGCUCCCCCACAAAUUUGAGGUCAGACAUUGUCCUGAGCUCAUACUGGGCCCAAUGCCAUACUGAAGCAAGAAUAUUCUGCAAAUUGAUUUUAUUCUGUUUUGGCUUUUAGUAAUUGUCCUGCCUUGAUUUGAACCUAUUAGCACAUGAAAAGACUUCCAUUCUAAUCCAGAAAAAUGCCUUUACUUAUAUUAACAAUCAGCUUCUGAGAAUAGAAGGCAAAGAGAAAGCAUAAUGUCUGAAUUUGAUGAUUUCUGUUCAUCCUCCUCCUCCUUCUAGGGUAGCUAGGUGCCACAGUGGAUAAAGCACUAGGCCUGGAGUAAGG
This is a messenger RNA of Vombatus ursinus (common wombat), 4182 nucleotides long. RefSeq names its product disrupted in schizophrenia 1 protein-like. The record is from RefSeq and is a predicted model, not a curated record. Lineage: Eukaryota; Metazoa; Chordata; Mammalia; Diprotodontia; Vombatidae. The coding region runs from base 12 to 2735 and encodes 907 amino acids. Gene Ontology annotation, cellular component: microtubule; mitochondrion; centrosome. Gene Ontology annotation, biological process: cilium assembly; neuron migration. The transcript has 15 exons.